AUGGCGCUCGCGUAUCAAGUCCAGCUCCUUUGGUGGCUCUCGCUCGGCGGACUAUGCAUGAUGCUCUUUGUGCGCGCCGACUCGGCCGACCGGUUCUACCGCGGGUACCGGUUCACGGUGUGCGGCAAAGUCGUGGUGCAGCGACCGUGGCAAGGACCCGCGCAGCGCCAAGGCACAUGGGAUAUUUGCGCCGACGUCCAUAACCCAAAUGCGAUUCGGAGCUCGAUCCCGUACCUCUGCGCUUUAGACUCGCCCAACGACUACGACGACGAGAUCAUCUCGCUCAGUGACGAAGACUUGCCGUGA
Saprolegnia diclina VS20 is the source of this 306-nucleotide messenger RNA. RefSeq lists its product as hypothetical. The transcript has a single exon. The coding region runs from base 1 to 306 and encodes 101 amino acids. The record is from RefSeq and is a predicted model, not a curated record. Lineage: Eukaryota; Oomycota; Saprolegniomycetes; Saprolegniales; Saprolegniaceae.